AUGGCUACAGCCAGCCAGUGGUUGUUCAAUUUUGUCGUGGCCAAAGCCACGCCCAGCAUGUUCGCCACACUCGGCGUGAAUGGCUUCGGUACCUAUUUUGUUUACGGAUCGUUCUGUUUUGUCAUGGUAGUCUUCACCUGGUUCCUCGUGCCAGAAACCAAAGGACUGUCAUUGGAAGAUAUGAACGAUUUAUUUUCGCAGCACAAUGUCCGGGCUCGAUUUAUACCCUCUCGAUUAACUGCGAUUGAAGGCAUGGAAGACCUAAAGCUUGAUGAAGAAGACAGGGAGACUACAAAGCCAACUGUGGACUAA
Aspergillus puulaauensis is the source of this 312-nucleotide messenger RNA. RefSeq lists its product as uncharacterized. The record is from RefSeq and is a predicted model, not a curated record. The transcript has 2 exons. Bases 1 to 312 code for a protein of 103 amino acids. Gene Ontology annotation, biological process: transmembrane transport; carbohydrate transport. NCBI's taxonomy places the organism in Eukaryota, Fungi, Ascomycota, Eurotiomycetes, Eurotiales, Aspergillaceae. Gene Ontology annotation, cellular component: membrane. Gene Ontology annotation, molecular function: carbohydrate:proton symporter activity.